Messenger RNA from Daktulosphaira vitifoliae (grape phylloxera), 1909 nucleotides. RefSeq names its product golgin-84 (gene Golgin84). The transcript has 9 exons. Gene Ontology annotation, cellular component: Golgi cisterna; Golgi membrane. Lineage: Eukaryota; Metazoa; Arthropoda; Insecta; Hemiptera; Phylloxeridae. The coding region runs from base 238 to 1749 and encodes 503 amino acids. Gene Ontology annotation, biological process: retrograde transport, vesicle recycling within Golgi; Golgi organization. The record is from RefSeq and is a predicted model, not a curated record.
AACACGAAAAAAGCCAUCUGACAAAUAUUAUUUUAUCAUUAAUUUGUAUAUUUACAAGGUUAUUAUAAGAAAGCUGAUUAUUUUCUUAAUGUGAUAAUAAUACGGAAGUUAAAUACGAGUAAAUCACUAUAUUUGUAAAAGUAGUGAAGCGUGAAAAGAUGACUGAAUUAUGAGAAUAUUUUUGUGAAAUAUAAUGUUAUACAAUUGACUUAUUAUUUUUAUUAAAAUUAAAGAAAAAUGUCUUGGCUUAAAGAAUUAGCUGGUAGAGCAGAACAUUACCUUGAUAAAAUUGACCAAAAUACUGCUGUAGUUUUGCAAAACCAAAAAGAUAAACUUGUGAAAGAAGUUUUCAAAGUUUCACCAAAUGAAGAAAAUAUUACAGUUGAUAUUGAUACCAAACCAUCUUCAUCCAUUCCAAGUUCACCUAACUCUAAAUCUUCAUUAAAAAAAUCUAAGCAAGAUGCUAGAAUAUCAGAUGAACAUCUUCUGGAGUAUUUAAAUGGCCCAGAUGAAACUUUACAAACUCAGUAUGAAGGCUAUUCGACAGGAAAUUUAUCCAUUGAAUCAAGAUCCAUACAAUUAGCAGAAGAAAAUAUGAUAUUAAAAAAUGAAAUUAAAACUUUAAAUAAUGAAAUUUCUUUAUUUCAAUACAAACUGAAAUCUACUGAUAAAGAUUUAAAUCAAAUUGCUACUGAAUUAGAAAUUAAUAAAAGGCAUUCAGUGAAUCUAGAAAAAGAAUUAGAAGAAGCACAAAUCCAGUUGAAAAAUGUUCAAGAUGUCAUGAUUAGAUUAAAAAAAAAAUCUGAUUCAACUCGACAACAAGUAAAUAAUGAUUAUGAAAAUAGUAGCUCUGGAAAUAGUUUACUUGAAGAAAAUGAAAUCCUUAAAUUAGAAAUUUCAAAAUUAAAAAAAAAAAUUGAAAUAGAUGAAUUUAAAAAAAAUGAACUUGAAUCAGAAAAAUUAAAUUUAGAAACAAAAUUAAAUGAUGUCCAAUUCAAAAAUAAUUUCUCUACUCAAAAUGAACUUCAAUAUUUGAAUUUAAUUACCACAGAUUGUGAUGCAUUAAUAGCUAACUCAAGAUCUGAUUUAAAUAAUAUUUCAAAAAAUAUUAAAGAUAUUUUAGAUGAUUUAGAAGUUACUUUUGUACAAAUUACGAAUCCUGACAGAUCUUCCGAUAAAUUAGAUUUGGAACAAGCUAAAAAAUUAACCAAGUUAAAUUCUAUAAAAAGUAACUUACUUGCUAUUGACUGUGGACUACAAAAGACAUUGCAUGAUCAUAUAAGCUUUAAAGAACGGCUGGCUAAUUUAAGUUCAGAACAUAUAGCUCAAAAUAAAUGUUGCAGUUAUUCUAGUCAAAAAGAUAAUCUAGAACAAAUUAUAUCACUACAAAAUGCUCUUACCAUCAAACAAAUUGAAUUGGAUCAAUUAUCAACUGAUAAAAAAACCAUGGCUAUAAGGAUAGAAAGUUUAGAAGCUCGUUUGAAAAAAGAAACAAGUUUACUCAUUAAUGUUAAUGAUACUGAUGAUGCUAAAGCAAAAAUUCCUCAAUUUAUGUUAGAAAAUGCUUUUGAUACGGGUGUAGCAAGAAAAGUAAAACGUGCCUUUACUAGUUUGGAUUCCAUUGGCCUCAGGACAGGCAUGUAUCUUCGACGAUACCCAUUAUUGAGGACACUAUUAUUUAUAUAUGUGGUGACUCUUCAUUUAUGGGUUAUGUUAAUACUAUUUUCAUACACACCAGAAACUAAUUAAGCUUAAUAUAUUUAUGCUAAUAAUUAGUAAAAACCAAUUUUAUGUUAAUAUUAAAAAAAAUACUCAUUGAUUUUGUUAUUAAGAAUUAAUUUUUAUUAUGCAUUAUGUUAAAUAUUUUUUUACAAUUAUUUAGAAUAAAUCAAGGAACAGUUAUAAGUUU